This is a messenger RNA of Prinia subflava (tawny-flanked prinia), 920 nucleotides long. RefSeq names its product beta-2-microglobulin (gene B2M). Bases 92 to 454 code for a protein of 120 amino acids. The record is from RefSeq and is a predicted model, not a curated record. The transcript has 4 exons. NCBI's taxonomy places the organism in Eukaryota, Metazoa, Chordata, Aves, Passeriformes, Cisticolidae.
CCAUUGGCCGUGCUUUCGCCGGAGGUAUAAAAGGCGGAGUCGAAGCUGGGCUGCGACAUUCCGGGAAACGGCGAGGUAGCGAGCGGCCGGAAUGGUGCGGAGGGUCCUGGCGCUCGGCGUGCUGGUGCUGCUGGCGCUGCCCAGCCUGGAGGCAGCCACUGAGGCGCCGAAGGUCGAAGUCUACGCCCGUUCCCGCGCCGAGGAGGGAAAGGGGAACGUUUUCCAGUGCUUCGUCAAUGGCUUUCACCCACCCGAGAUUGAAGUCCAACUCCUGAAGAACGGGGAGCCCAUGCCCGACGUCACCUACGGGGACUUGUCCUUCAACGAGAAGUGGCAGUUCCAGCGCCUGGUCUAUGCGCCCUUCAUCCCCACAAGGGAGGACAUCUUCACCUGCAGGGUGGUGCAUUCCAGCAUGGCGGAGCCAGGCAUUUACCGAUGGGAACCAGACUUCUGAGCUGUGGCUGGGAUGAUCCACGGUCGGAGAAAUUCCUCUUGCAAGUCAAAGACUUCUCAAGCUUCUGUCCAUUCUUCAUCAACUCUACAAGAGUAAUCAACUUCCUUUCAGAAAUUCACUAAUAAGCCUUGUUAAAAAGAUCACUUAGGCAAUAGCAUCAAGGAUGGUCUGCAGGCUUUUAGAGCUAAAAAUGUAGCUAAAAAUGCCCACAUUACUGCUUAAAAAACAAAGUAGCUCUUCACUGCUGCAAAUUUUGCAGGAUGUUUAUACCUUAAUAAACUGCUAGUCCUUAAAAUGUUUCUUUGGCAUCAUUCAACAGCCCAAGCUGAUUUCACAGGCUCUGAUGGCCACUGGGUUGUGGGUGGAUAUGUAGCCUGGGUGUCAUGAUGGUCAGUUGUGCUUUUUUUUUAUCUCACUGAGAAGAUGCAAGAGCCCUUUUCCAUCAAUAAAAAGAGAACUAAAGAUU